AUGUUUUUAUCCUUUGUAGUUACCAAUCCUUCCGCGUAGAAAUCGACCGAGCAGAGAGGUGACUCAGUACUAAAACAAAGAGGAAACAUGGCGUCUCCCGGUGGAAUCUUGACCCGUAUCAGAAGUUUUAUGCGACAGCCUACCAUGAAGAAAGCCGUCAAGACGAUUUUUCCGGAUCCAAUGGAUAAAUUUAAGUGGCAAGAUGUUCUGUGGGACUUCAGAAGCAAGGAAGCUCUUGAAGAAUGGACGCUGGUCACAGAUGAACAAUUUGGGGGCAAAUCUACAGCUGAAUUUGUGCAGAGUCCAGGCGGACGAGCUAUUUUUAAAGGACAUAUUUCCACCGAACUACCGCCUGCUUCAGAUGUUAAGUACACCGGAAUGUGCUCAAUCAGAGCACAGCCAAAAUGGGUGAGCUAUAAUGCUAUGUACCUCAUGUAAGAAUUCAUGUAAUGUCCUAAUCCAUUCUCAUGUCAUAACUUGGGGACUGAGUCAAUUUGUUGGGGAAGAGGUCCAGUUGACAUUCUGUUCCGGGGGGGCAUAGGAAAAAAGAGAGAGUCUCCAGAUUUUAGAUCUGUAGAGGUUGGCAUCUCUUGCCCUUGCACCAGAUAUGUGUCAAAGCUAUGCGGUCUUGCCCUUGCACCAGAUAUGUGUCAAAGCUAUGCGGUUGUCUAAGCGUCUUCCUUAUUUGUCAGGAUUGGAUGGGAGAUGUGUUAACAAAUGACAUAGCAGAUUUUGAUGGUAUUCAAAUGAAGAUAAGAGGAGAUGGCAGAACCUAUGCAUUUAAUGUUCAAACACAGAGCAUCAGGGAGGAUGACGUACACCAGACCUUUAUCCACACAAGAGGGGGACCACUGUGGGAGAUAGUGCGGGUAAAUCACAAUCAGUUAUUACAUUGUAGAGAGAUUUAGAAUCACAUUGGCAAAAGGCAAUUUCUAUCAUGCAACUGGGUUUUUUGUUUACAUCUCCUUUACUCUUUAUUAGAUCUUUACACAAAUAAUAAGUCUGAUGUCAGGUUCAUACAUAGGAAUUCUUCUGUUAAGUUUUUAUCUGCUUACUUCCUAAUUUAAGAACUUGUCCUCUUGAAUCUGGCAUUCAUUGUUUGCAGUAAACAUUAUUCUACCAGUAAGUCAUUCUCUUACCAGCAAUAAUGAUAUUGUGAUAUUUAUUGAUGACAGCAUCACUUUAGACUAAUAACUUUAUCCUCUUAACAUUUUUAACAGAUUCCUUUCACGAAAUUUGUUCUCACAAAUGCUGGAUACUUACAAGAUCAUCAGAUGGAUUUUCCCAGAAUACGAACUGUUGGCUUCACUCUUGCAGAUUACAACACUGGACCAUUUCAUCUGGAAAUUGACUAUAUUAAGCUAGUUAUGUUCAUGUACCAGCCAAAGCACUUCAAGUAUCACCACAAACCAAAGGACUUUUGAUUUUAUAAAGUCAGGCAAACAAUCUUCUUCUCUUUCCCUCCUUGGAGUCUAUUAUUAUUAACUCUUUUCGGUGCAAAUGAGGAGAAAAUAUUAUUGCAGAACAUAAAAAAGACAACAGUUAUGUUUUGGUCAAGAGCUUUCAAUGUGUAUUUCAACAGUAACACAAUAGAGGUUCCUCAAGACAUCAAAACUUCUGACAAAUUUGUUUGUCAUGUAUUAAACAACCUCUAGAAAAGCGAACACUGUUCGAGGAAAGUGUUAAUUUGUAGCUUAUUAAAGCCCUGGGGGGGAUACUCCCAUACAUUACCUAUACGGGUAUGUGCCGCCCAAUGGGUCGUGAUUUUGAAGCUCCUGAUUUAGAACGGGGUAUCCAUUUCAGGGGCAUUUUCUAGAAUGGGGUAUAAUAUUUCGAAUGCACAAAACCUCCAGUUUUGUAAGCAGCCAUUUGAAAUUAUUCAAGGACAGAUUGCUUUUAAAAAUACGGUUCAAUGCAUUAACAAGCAAACUGUUGUACUCUUGUUGCACCCUAGAACGGAGUAUAAAAAAUUGGCCCAUUUCUAGAACGGGGUAUAAAAAAUUGACCCAUUCCUAGAAUGGGGGGAAUUUUUUUAAGAACGGGGUGCACAUUUGGAGUCCCUGGCGGCACAUACCCACCCAAAAAAUACCCAAGUGCCCCGGGAUUAAAGCUACAUGGCUGUCAGUCUGUACUUUUGGAGAAAGAGAUUUGAUUAGUAAACAGUGCUCAGAAGCUGUAAUUUAAGGGGUUCAUAAAAUAAGGCAUUAACUGAAUCUUGUCAUAGUGUCAAAUUUCUCAUCUCAAGCAAAUAUGGGAAGAAAAUAAGCAGUUUAUCAAAAACCACUAUAAACACUUGUUAUUCAAGGAUGUCUUUUUUAUGCACCUUUUCAUUAGUUAUUGCGUUCAAUAAGUGGAAUAGCA
Molecule: messenger RNA, 2361 nt
Organism: Porites lobata
Lineage: Eukaryota; Metazoa; Cnidaria; Anthozoa; Scleractinia; Poritidae
Source: the annotation of a GenBank genome assembly